CAGAAGGAGAGUCUGGCCAUGUCAGAGCUCAACCGACUGAUCUCGGACGUGUACCAGCGGCAACUGACGGAGCUGGACAAGGCGGAGCAGGCGGGCAUGAAGGCGGAGGAGCAGGAGGCAAAGUUUGGUCUCUCCUCCGACGAUCUUGUGGCGAUGGGAACGUUUCUCACUCAGUUUGGGAAAUUCUUGUCAAAGACGGGACAGAACCUUGCAUGCAUCAAGGUCCUCAAGCAGCUUGUAGGUGUGCAGGAGAAAUUCCCCAAGAAGUCGCUGGAGUUAUCAAGUGCAGCCUACAAGGUCGCCAAUCAGUGUUGGAAGAUAGGAUAUCAUCAGGAGGCCCUUGAGUUUGCGAAGCGAUCGAUGCAAGUCUCCCAAGAGCUGCUGGGACAUGACUCGGUUCAAGUUGCAGACGCCUUUCAGCUCCUCUCGCUCGUUCACUUCGGACUCAACGAUCUGCCCGAAGCUGAGAAGUACAUGCUGAUGGCGUUAAAGCUCCGCGAGCAGCUGCAGGGACGCGAGCACGCGCAGGUUGCUGAAGUUCUGCUGCACCUUGGAGCCAUUGCUCUCAGGAAGGGAAACGCAGAUGAUGCACGAGAGUAUCAGCUGAGAGCGAACCGCCUGAUGGGUGCGAGAUCGAGAAGGAUGACCAAGUCGAAGCACGAGGAUGACAAGACAGGUUAAGGAGAACGCUGAUGGAGGUGGAAGUUUUCUCCAUAGAAGAUGCGGGAUAAGAGAGGGAGAGAAAACUUGAA
Messenger RNA from Guillardia theta CCMP2712, 752 nucleotides. RefSeq lists its product as hypothetical. The coding region runs from base 19 to 681 and encodes 220 amino acids. The transcript is spliced from 8 exons. Gene Ontology annotation, molecular function: protein binding. The record is from RefSeq and is a predicted model, not a curated record. NCBI's taxonomy places the organism in Eukaryota, Cryptophyceae, Pyrenomonadales, Geminigeraceae.